GAGGGGGUGGGGUUUCCUGGACUGGGAGUAGGACCCGUUCCUCGGCUCCGGACGUGACGUGAGGCGCGAGCCGGGUCGGAGUGUGGAGCCACAGGUCUCCGGACUCUUCCAGUUCUCCUCUGCCGAGAGGUUCCCGCUUCCGUUCCGGCUCCGGCUCGGGGCCCCUCGCCCGCCUCCUCCUCGCCGCUCCGUCCCGUCCCCUCCGCCGGCCAUGGAAAACGGGGAGGUGUACAGCUCCACCACGGAGAACGUCCCUUCCACUAGCGGCCCCGGGCGCGGCUCCCGCCGCUUCCCCUUCACCCGGCUCGACCCGAUCCGGGCCUCCCUCAAACUGGCCGAGCUGGGCUUUUCUCUGCUGGCCUUUAUCUGUGAAGAGGUGGUGUCCCUGUGCACACGGUGCGCAGGCCUGUACUUCUUCGAGUUCGUCAGCUGCAGCGCCUUCCUCCUGAGCCUGCUGGUGGUGAUCGUCUACAGCACCAAGUUGUACGAGAAAGUGGACAAAGACAAAGUGAAGACUUUGGACAUCAUAUUCACUUCCAUAAUUGGCGUGCUGUUUUUGAUAGCAUCAAUAGUCUUUGCUUGCACCAGCGACCAGACUACACCCGAAACUGUUGCGAUUGUGUUUGGAUUUUUGGCAAGCAUUAUAUUCAUAAUUGAUUUUGGUUUAAUGAUAGUUGAAAUAUUGCGGAAAUCUCAGUCCAGGAAACCUGAAGUCCCUCAAACAACUCUUACUCAGCCACUGAAUGCAAGUACUUAGAAAAAGGAAAGAGAAGGCAAGGACCGGAGGAGGAAGAGACCGAGGGGAAGUGCUUAUAAAGUUUGGGGUUCCAUUCUGUUUCCACCAGCUCUCUCGGUUUCCUCACUUCUGGGAGUUUAGGAGGAGAGGAUGAGGAAACACUCUGUUAAGCCAGAGCUUCAUCAAGGGUCUGUCCAUGUUGCCUUUUUUCCAACUACUGCUAAAGUGUAUGCCUUAAUGAAAUUUCUUUGUGCUGUUUUUUUCUUCAAAACCCAUUGUCCAUCAAGUGCCGAAUCUUUCUGUGACGCCGUGCCGAGGCCUCGGACCGUGCCGGCUUCCGGAUGGCAUUGUGUCCUCAUAAAUGGUAUGAAAUGUUCAUCUUACUGGCCCCUGCUCUCGUUCAAUUAAUUUGCUGAUUUGGAAUCUAGGGAGAGAUUUAAAAAAUGAAAAUAAUCUAAAUGUGGAGUGACUUAAUUAUAUCUUAUUGAAUAAUAUUAUUUAACCUUUAAAAGGGGAAAACAUGUUCAACUUUUCAGAUACAGGAGUCUCACCUUUCUCAUUGAAUGUCAUCGUAUCUGGGGGGGAUCGGAGCUCAGCCAUGAAUGCGAACAACCAUUCUUCUCACAUAUCCAUCCUCGCCGGGAGGGUCUUUGCCCAGGCCAUCGUACAUGAUUUUCUGAGGGAGGCUGAGUCUGUACAUCCGGCUUUAAGCAACAGGGACGGCCUCUAGUCCAUAAAGUUCGGCUGUCUUAAUGGCAUAGCAAGUAGGAAACUAACCGGCAGAUUGUUCGUUCCUCUGUGAGCUUGUGAGGUGAAAACCUGGGCACAAGGCAGGAGGGGAAGGAGCACUUGUCACCUUUACCACCUCCUCUAUCCCUCCAGUAUCUGGAAAGUUGAUAUCAUAACAUCUGGCCUUUUACGGUUCAGAGGUGGUCCUGGCUGCCUUUGUACCUUCUCUACCACAAAGGCAGAAGGCUGCCACGUGGCCAUUGUUUUCUCCCUCUUUGAGUGCCCGCCUAGUGAAAUGGUUUAUAUGGAGAGCUGUUAGAGUGCAGGAGCGUGUGUUUGGACAAACUGGAACGAGGAGUUUCAGAUAUCAUCUUUCCAGGGAAAUCCCAGCUAAGGAAACUCCUUCCACAAAGCAGGUGCAGACCUGCUUCUGGGCCUAGAGCUGCUGAGAGCAUGGAUUCAGUUUAGCUGGAGCCUCACACCUCCCACUUGUGUGUGUGUGUGUGUGUGUGUGUGUGUCAGAGGCCAGCUUUCUGGCACUAGGCUCUGGCUGCCACUUGGGGGACAAAUACUGUUUCCAUUAAUGUCGGUUCUAAGCCUUCCGAAGAGGGCUCCCGCUGUAAUUUAAGCUUUGUUUAGAAUAAGUGCUGUUUGUGUUUGUCUGGACGUGAUAGCCUAUCCGGUGCCUAAAGGCAAGGUAGGAAUGGGGGAGAGAGAGAAGAAAGAGAGGAAGAAGGAGGGAGGGAGGAGAAGAGGAAGAGAAGGGAGAGAGAUAGAGAGAAGACUCCAGAUGGAGGGAGGGCUGCCAGGUUUAUACUUGUGUUGCAGUGAUUUCCAUCUA
Molecule: messenger RNA, 2306 nt
Organism: Sarcophilus harrisii (Tasmanian devil)
Lineage: Eukaryota; Metazoa; Chordata; Mammalia; Dasyuromorphia; Dasyuridae
Gene: CMTM6
Product: CKLF like MARVEL transmembrane domain containing 6
Exons: 4
Coding region: 212-757 (181 amino acids)
Cellular component (GO): membrane
Source: RefSeq, a predicted model, not a curated record